AUGAUUGAUUUUCGUAUUAUUUUACUUGAUGAAUUAUUUACAAAUAAUUCAUAUGAAUAUUUAUGGAAAGAACCAGAAAUAAAAAAAGAUUUUAUUGAUAAUAUUGAACAAUUUAAAUUUGUUAUUAAACAAACAUUAAAUAAUUUCAACGAAAUUCACUUUAGACAUGAUGAUAUCAAAAAAUUCAUUAAAGAAUAUCAACCAAAUACAAUAACAAAUAAACAAAUAUUUCGUAUAUGGCGAUUAGUUUUAUGUGGUUGUUUACAAGGACCACCUGUUCAGGAAAUAGCAACUUUUUUUGGAUCGGAUAUUGUACGAAAACGAUUUGAAAAUGCACUUGUUGUAUUAGAUCAACAAAAUGAAAAUGUUCAAGUGAAGUUGUGA
Molecule: messenger RNA, 384 nt
Organism: Rotaria sordida
Lineage: Eukaryota; Metazoa; Rotifera; Eurotatoria; Philodinida; Philodinidae
Source: the annotation of a GenBank genome assembly